CUUUGCUGCCACCGGGGCUGCGGCGUACAGUCCUGCCCCGCUCCCAGCUCCGCCGCUGCCGUCCGCCCCCCCGCGCCGGCCGGGCGGGUCGGUGCCCGCUGCCCCCGCAGCCCCCACGGCUGCAUGACCGCCGCGGUCUCCGCACGUCUGGAUUCGGUGGAGUCCUGGGCCUUCCAUGCGCUGCUGGUGCUGCCCUAUAUGUUUUACGUGGGCUUGUUCUUUGUCAAUGUGCUGAUCCUGUACUAUGCCUUCCUGAUGGAGUACAUCGUCCUCAAUGUGGGCAUCGUUUUCCUGCCCGAGGAUAUGGAUCAGGCUCUGGUGGAUCUGGGGAUGCUUUCCGACCCUGGCUCCGUGCUCUACGAGACGGACAGCGAGCUGGAUGUCUUUGACGGGUACUUGGAGUGACGCCCCAGGGCGCUCCAAAGCGACUGAGCUCAGCCGUCCCCUGGCCGGGGCAGGGGCCCGGCGUGCCCGCAUGGCCACAGCUCGGGGACCGCCGCGGCCCCGGUGUGCGACCCCGUCGUGGCUCCUUCUGCGCAACAUCGUCUCUUCCAAAUGGCACCCGCCCCGCCGGAGCAGGGGCCAGAGGGGUAGCCGGGACCCGCUUCCGCCGGGCAGGCCCGCGGAGAGGCAGCGGGCUCGCCAGGGAAGAGAUCAAGGAGUUCUGUACAGGUACCAGUUCCAGCCUUGAUCUUUCAUUUGGAAUCUGUCAAGGAUCUUUCAUUUUGGAAUCUGUCAAGAUUCAUUAAACACUUGAAAUGGAUUAUGACCAGGCCAACGGAUCAAGUCCUGGAAAGAAACUGUACUCUGAAAUGUAGAGAUGAAAAUAAGGACAAGAGAACCAGAAGAAGAGUUGUCAUCAGACCUUGUCAGUUGUGACUUCUCUUCACAGUCUUUGCCUCUUGUGUGUGCACUUACUGCAGUGAUUCAUGCACCAUACUGGGCUUCCAUAGGUAAUUCUGGGAUGGACUGUAUGAAAAAAUAAGAUAAACUAUGUUCUAUUGUAACAGAAAAUCAAGAGGUUACCCAGAUUUGAUAAACUUUUGAAUGAACACCAUGUCACCCAAAUGGACACACUCUACAUAUAGCUUAAGUCAGUUUUACAAUCACAUGUUGAAAAUUCUACCAGCCAGUAGUUCAAAAGCAGUGCUUUCUCAGGGGAAAAUAUGCAGGAGUGACUGAAGGAGGUUCUGUUCAGGGAGUAUAAUGGCAAGAACUGUGCUAGUAAGAUAUUUUAUUUAAAAAAAGAGUUUUGAAAUAGAUCAGAGAGUGAAUUUUAUAUAAGUCAGGUGGAUUCAUUAUUUAACACAGGAUACUUUGCAGAUUGUUUAAGCUCAAGUUCCUAUGUACAGAUGUGAAAGCAAUACAAUAAAGACUGACCUUUUCCAUGAAAAAUUAA
Molecule: messenger RNA, 1399 nt
Organism: Serinus canaria (Common canary)
Lineage: Eukaryota; Metazoa; Chordata; Aves; Passeriformes; Fringillidae
Gene: DEXI
Product: Dexi homolog
Exons: 3
Coding region: 124-405 (93 amino acids)
Source: RefSeq, a predicted model, not a curated record